AUGUUGAAAUUAACAAGGGGGGGUGAUGCAUUUGUUGUUGGAGGGUUUAGAGCGUGGAAUAAAUCUGAGAGGCUUGAGAAGCAUGUUGGAGGAAUUAAAAGUGCUCAUAAUAUUGCUUAUGAGAAAUAUGUGAAUCUAAGAGAUGCAAAGAAGACAUCAAUUGAAUUUGUAUUUGAUAAUGCGAGUGAGGUUCAAAUGAAUGAAUAUCAUAUUCGUUUGAAUGCAUCCUUAACUUGUUUGAGAUUUCUUUUGGGCCAAGGUUUGGCAUUCCGGGGACAUGAUGAAAGUGAGGAGUCAUAUAGCAGAGGUAACUUUCUUGAGCUUUUGAAGUGGUUGGGGGGGAAGGUUGAGGAAAUAAGAAAAUAUACUUUCCAAAAUGCUAAUUGUACUUGGCUUUUUGAUGUACUUGCAAACUUGUUAAAUGUGGUUGGAGCUUCUUGUAAGAGAAGAGACCUUAUUCGAAAAAACCAAGCUCAAGUAGUGGCUCAAGCUUUGGAAGUGGGGGAAAUUGAAAGUGGAUCGGGUUUGAAUCAAGAACGUGGUUUGAGUAGGCCGGGAGAUACACGUUGGGGAUCUCAUUACAAGUGUCUAAUAAGUAUCAUCAACUUGUUUCCUUCAAUUGUUAAAGUGCUUGAGGAGAUUGGAGAAAAUGGCUCUCCGGAUGAUAAGCUCAAAGCUCAAGUUGUUUUAGGAUCUUUGGAGUCCUUUGAUUUUAUUUUUAUGGCUCAUUUCAUGUUGACUAUUUUUGGCUACACUAAUGAUUUAUGUGUUGCUUUACAAAGAAAGGAACAAGAUAUUGUUAAUGCCAUUAGCCUUGUUCAAAGUACAACGAAUGUGUUGCAAAAGAUGAGGGAUCAAGGAUGGGAUAGUCUCUUAGACAAAGUUAUUUUAUUUUGUACUAAACACGAGAUUGAUGUUCCAUCUAUGGAUGCUCAUUAUGUACCUCAAGGAAGAUCAAGACGUUUUGCUAAACAAGCAACAAAUCUACAUCAUUUUGGGGUUGCAAUCUUUUUGGAAGUAAUUGAUUUGCAUCUUCAAGAGAUUGAUAACCGUUUUAAUGAGAAGAACAUGGAGUUACUUACAUGCAUGGCUUCCCUGAGUCCUAGAGGUAACUUUUCAUCUUUUGAUAAAGAGAGGAUACUUAAACUUGCUUCUUUAUAUCCCGUAGAGUUUUCAUGUUAUGAUUUAACAGCUCUUGAUCUUCAACUUGAUGUCUUCUUGGAUUCUAUGCAAAAUGAUGAAAGAUUUCAUGAUUUGCAAGAUAUCAAUUCUCUUUCCAUGAUGCUUGUUAAAACAAGGAGACAUGAGACUUUUCCUCUUAUACAUUUGCUAAUCAACUUGAUGUUGAUUCUUCCUGUUGCUACGGCAAGUGUAGAAAGAGUGUUUUCCGCAAUGACGUUUGUCAAAAAUAAGUUGAGAAAUAGCAUGGGUGAUCAACUAGUGAAUGAUUGUUUGGUUACUUACAUUGAGAAGGAAGUGUUUCUACAAGUUUCCGAUGAAAAGAUUAUUGAUCGCUUUAGAAUUAUGAAAACUCGAAGGAUGAAUUUGUAA
Molecule: messenger RNA, 1551 nt
Organism: Amaranthus tricolor (Joseph's coat)
Lineage: Eukaryota; Viridiplantae; Streptophyta; Magnoliopsida; Caryophyllales; Amaranthaceae
Exons: 1
Coding region: 1-1551 (516 amino acids)
Molecular function (GO): protein dimerization activity
Source: RefSeq, a predicted model, not a curated record